AUGGGAAGUCCUCAGUCAGAGUCGCAGGAAGCAAAGGACAGUGUUGGCCCUCCUCCUCCGCCUCCCGAACCAUCGAACGAUGCAGGCAUUGUGCCAUCUAUCAAGAGUCCUGACCUCGAGGGCAUCGAUCAUCUCACUCCUGAGAAUGUUGAUAUCUUUACACUCGACCCUGUCGCCGCUCUGAAGCUACUGUGCAGGGGCACUCAGCUCCUCGUGGACAUGACUGGUGAUGUCCCACCAACACCAGCGAUUAGAAGCCCCGAAGUACCGCUGCCCUCAUUCACGAGCGAUAAGCCUGUAGCCGUACCGAGAAAGCAAGCUCUCCAAGCCUCUGGUUUCUCUUCACACAAUGGGCAAGAGCACAUCGAUGGGGUGCCUUUUCAGCGCACACCUAUCGGUUCACCAGAAGCACAUAUACACGAGCCCAUUGUACACGGCACCACUUCUCAGCCUGCCACAGUGCAGUAUGCUGCUCUCGUGCGGAAAUUCUAUUCAAAGCGGCCCCCACCUAUUUCGCUCGAAGACUACCUAUCACGAUUAAGAAUAGCUAUGAAAGCUUUGGAGGAUUUGAGCUGGCCACAUGGUCGCUUUGCAAAAGUUGGAGGCAUAUCUGAACCUGAGCUGGCUCGUCUCGAGAUCGGCUUUUGCUUCUUAAUGGACUUUGGUUUGAAAGUUGACCCUGGCAUGCUCAUGGAAGAAGCCCAGCAUCUUGUCCGAACAAGCAACAGCAGCGCCAUUGAUGAACACGAUCUCAAUGCGACUGGCUUCUCUCUGACCUUACCAAUCACUCCCAAGAAGGCCUCUACGGCUUCAGAUCGUGAGAACAGAAGUGGCGACGCUUCAGGCACGACAUCUCCUCGAUCCACUGCGGAGAAACGGAAGGCUAGCUCAAGCUUGCCAAUGCGUCCAAUGCAGCAUGUCGGGCAAGGUAUUGGGAUCGCGGGAUAG
Messenger RNA from Lithohypha guttulata, 948 nucleotides. RefSeq lists its product as uncharacterized. The transcript is spliced from 2 exons. Gene Ontology annotation, molecular function: cyclin-dependent protein serine/threonine kinase regulator activity; protein kinase binding. Gene Ontology annotation, biological process: regulation of cyclin-dependent protein serine/threonine kinase activity. Bases 1 to 948 code for a protein of 315 amino acids. Gene Ontology annotation, cellular component: nucleus; cyclin-dependent protein kinase holoenzyme complex. The record is from RefSeq and is a predicted model, not a curated record. NCBI's taxonomy places the organism in Eukaryota, Fungi, Ascomycota, Eurotiomycetes, Chaetothyriales, Trichomeriaceae.